Messenger RNA from Thrips palmi, 1867 nucleotides. Its product is annotated as D-beta-hydroxybutyrate dehydrogenase, mitochondrial. The coding region runs from base 123 to 1235 and encodes 370 amino acids. The transcript has 8 exons. The record is from RefSeq and is a predicted model, not a curated record. Lineage: Eukaryota; Metazoa; Arthropoda; Insecta; Thysanoptera; Thripidae.
CAGUGGCGGGGCUGGCGGCUGGCGGUGGCCCAGUGGGGGCUGGCCGGGCCUGGUGGACGGUAAGGCAGUGAGGCCGCGCGCGGAGGGACGCACAGCGACGCACAGCGCGCCCCGCCGACGCCAUGGAGUCCAAGAACAAGCAGGACAAGGACAAGGGCAGCAAGCUGGACCGGCCCGAGGAGCUGCCCUGGGACGUGGUGGACCGUUGCCUGCUGCCGGUGCUCACGGCGCACGCGCUCGCCGUCAUCCUGGCCUUCAUCCUCAACACGCUGCGCAUCUCGCAAGUGUCGUCCUGGACGCUCUUCUUCUGGUUCACCGCCAUCACCCUCGCCACGCUGUGGUUCUACCACAACCUGCAGGUCACCGCUGCGGGGAAGACCGUGCUCGUCACCGGGGCGGACAACCGUCUGGGGCAGGUCAUCGUCAAGCAGCUGGAUGAAGUGGGCUUCACGGUGUUCGCCGGCAUGAAGCAGAAGGCGUGCGCCGAGGCGGGCCGCCUCAAGGACCAGUGCUCGGGCAGGCUGCACGUGCUGCAGCUGGACGUGACCAAGGAGGAGGACAUCAUCGCCGCCAGGGACUACAUCGCCGCCAACCUGCCCGACGGCACGGAAGGUCUGUGGGCCGUGAUCAACAACGAGCAGUGGGCAGCCUUCGGCGAGGUGGAGUGGGUGCCACUCCCGGUGUUCCGCCAGGCCGCCGAGAUCAACUUGCUGGGGACCAUCCGGGUGUCGCAGGUCUUCCUGCCCCUCGUCCGAAAAGUCAAAGGCCGCAUCGUCAACGUCGUCAGCGUCCUGGGCCACGUGACUGCGCCGCUGCAGGCGCCGUACUGCACCGUCAAGUACGGCGUGGAGGCCUUCAGCGACUGCCUGCGCAGCGAGAUGCGGCGCUGGGGCGUCGACGUGGUGGUCGUCGAGCCCGGCGACUACACCACAGGCAAACUGUGGUACGACGACACCAAGUUGCUGCAGCAGGCCAAGGAGAUGUGGGAGGGAAUGCCCGAGGAGUCGCGCCAGGACUACGGCGAGCACUACUUCGAGUACACCAUCCGACGCAACCUCGAGCCGUACACCAAGGGCAAGGAGACGGACAUGGCCCCCCUGAUGCGCUCCCUCCAGGACGCCGUGUGCCGCACCUUCCCGCUGCAGCGCUACACCGCGGUGACGCGCGCCGAGAAGAUCCGCAUGCUCAUCUUGAACCACCUGCCGCGCUCCGUGCACGACAUUCUGUACCCGUGAAGCGGCAACGCGCCAACAGACCCUCCCCCCGCCCCGCCCCGUCUUCUUGGAGUGACUCGACUCCCAGGUCGGAAAGACUGCCACGCCCGAAAACCCGGCGCGGCCCAACUGCCAUCGGAGGGGAGGAGACCUGACUGCCGACGGCCGGGGAAAGGGAGUGCGAAACCAAAUUUGCGAGGUCUGAUCCGAGGAUUUUACGACGGAGGGUGUUGCCCAUACCAUCAUUCCGAAAGGAGUAACCGAUUCUGUGUCUGCGUGACAGACUGAGUAACGGUCACCCAUCGAUUCAAAUGUAAAUGAAGCACAAAUAUUUGUAUUUGGUGGCUGUAUUAUGCAGCUUCCCACUGCCAGUAACCAAGAUUUAAAAAAUAAAAAAAUUACUCUACUGAAAGAGGAAAAAAAUCUGUAAAAUUAAAUUGCCAGUCUGUGAACCCGAGUAUUCAAUUUUGAUGUAAAAUUAACUUCCCAAUUUAUAUAUAUAUGUGCCUUAUCAUCAAUGUUGUACUUUGUAGAAUUGUGGUCCAAAACAUGCAUUUUUAAUCAUAUAUUUUUAACUGCUCGCAUGUGUGUGCUACCCAUUGUACUCUUGUCCCCGUAGUUAAUAAGCAAACAAUAAAGUGCAGCUACUGGUA